GUGAUGCACAGUCUUGCCUUGACUUGUUCUGCUGCUUACAGAAGCUGAAGCCUCAGGCAGACGCUGUCACUGUUACACUGCAGCUGAUCGUCCCUAACUGCCAGCCCUGAUUAUCUACAGGAGCAGACACUGAAACACAAAAUGCCUCCAAAAAGAAAAACAGCCGCAGCCCAAAAACAAGGUUCUGUAAAAGGAAAGAAGGUAAAGAAAGAGAUUAAGGAAGAGGUUAAGGAGGAGCCAAUUCAGGCCCCUGACCGCUUCAAGAGUGCUGCAGAGGCGCUGAAAGCAACUGCUGGAAAGAAAGGGAAAGCAAAAGUGGAUUCUGCCUGUUCCCAUUGCCAAUCAGCCGAGGUAUAUGAAGAUUAUGACUGCAUGUUAAACCAAACUAAUAUUGGCCACAAUAACAACAAGUUUUACAUUAUCCAGCUUCUCAAUCAGAGUGGAAGCUACUUCACCUGGAACCGUUGGGGCCGUGUGGGAGAAAUUGGGAUGUCCAAGCUGUCACCAUUUGCCAAAUUGGAAGAUGCUAAGAAAGAUUUUGAGAAGAAGUUUAAGGAUAAGACAAAGAAUUCAUGGUCAGAGAAAAAUAAUUUUAUUGCCCAUCCAGGAAAAUACACCAUGAUCGAGGUUGAACAUGAUGAUGACGAUGAGAUGGGAGAGGCUGUUGUCAAGAAGGACACCGUAGAUGGAGUGACCAAGAAGGUGCGCCCAUGCUCCCUGGACAAAGCCACUCAGGAUCUCAUGUCUUUAAUUUUCAGCACUGACAUGUUUAAGGAUGCCAUGCAGACCAUGAAUUUAGAUAUUAAGAAGAUGCCUUUAGGAAAGCUCAGCAAAGCUCAGAUAGCAAAGGGCUUUGAUGCUCUGGAGCAGCUGGAAGCCGCGAUUGAUAGAGGCGCAAAGAAGAAUGAGCUGAGCGAACUCGCCUCCAGAUUCUACACCAUAAUCCCACACAACUUUGGACGCAGUACGCCCCCUGUGAUUGACAGCAAGGAGGUGGUCCAGGCCAAGAAAGACAUGCUGCUGGUUCUUGCAGACAUAGAGCUGGCUCAGACGCUGCAGGCAGACAAGAUUAAGCAGGAACAGGAAACAAAGCUGGAAGAGGUUCCUCAUCCAUUAGAUGUGGAUUAUCAACUCCUGAAGUGUCAUCUCAAUCUUGUAGACUCAAAGAGUGAGGAAUAUAAGAUAAUGAAAACAUAUGUGGAUAAAACAGGGCCUACAUACAGAAAGCUGGAGAUCCUGAAUGCAUGGUCUGUGGACAGAGAGAAUGAGGAGGAGCGCCUCAGUGCGCACAAAAACAUAGAGAAUCGACGCCUGCUCUGGCAUGGCACUAAUGUGGCAGUGGUUGCUGCUAUACUGAAAAGCGGUUUGCGCAUUAUGCCACAUUCUGGUGGACGUGUGGGAAGAGGAAUCUACUUUGCCUCUGAAAACAGUAAAUCUGCAGGAUAUGUUGGCUGCACGUCUCAGAGCCUUGGGAUUAUGUUUCUGAAUGAGGUUGCAUUGGGUAAGGAGCAUCACAUUACAAGGGACGACUCCUCGCUGCGUAGUGCCCCUAAGGGGUACGAUAGUGUGGUGGCAACUGGACUAACUGAGCCAGAUCCUGCUCUGGACCGUGAGCUGGUUCUAAAUGGUCGGAAGAUUAAAGUUCCUCAGGGUCCUCCCAUCCAAAGGCAGAAAGAUACACACUUUAGCCAGAGCGAGUAUCUAGUGUAUAAAGAGAGCCAGUGCCGUCUGCGCUAUCUUCUGCUAAUCAAGUUUUGAUCAUAUUUCACUUGACUUCAUGCCUCUAUAUUUCUGUGCAGACAAAACCAUCUCUAUUUACAAAGGCUCUUUACAUUGUAUAACUACAUAGCCUGGGCUUUCCACUAUAAGACAUACAGAACAGAUGUGUGUAUGUAUGUAUAUAUAUUAUACACACACAGUGUUCUCCACAGGAUAGACUUCUUAAUGGGUGAAUUUUACUGAUCACCUGGCUAAAAUCUGAGUCAAUAUCAUGAUCAAAUUAGCUAAUAUUAAACAUUUUCAAUGUUAAUUGCACAAAUUAGCAUUUAAUAAAUGUAUUUAAAAUUAUGUAAAUUUGUGCAUUGGAUAUAUUAUAAGUAAGUAGUAUACUGCCCCUAUCCUGCUACUUAAUAAUGCCACCCAGCUAUUUUCUGUGGAGAACAUAUAUAUAUAUAUAUAUAUAUAUAUAUAUAUAUAUAUAGUGUGUGUGUCUAUCUAUAUAUGUAAUAAAUUAGGCUAUUACCUAUAAGUUUGUGUUUUGUAUAUAAAUGCGUCUUUUGUGUAUGCAAUAAAGAGAAAAUUGUGUCA
This is a messenger RNA of Bombina bombina (fire-bellied toad), 2307 nucleotides long. RefSeq names its product poly(ADP-ribose) polymerase family member 3 (gene PARP3). The coding region runs from base 142 to 1758 and encodes 538 amino acids. Gene Ontology annotation, molecular function: NAD+ poly-ADP-ribosyltransferase activity. Lineage: Eukaryota; Metazoa; Chordata; Amphibia; Anura; Bombinatoridae. Gene Ontology annotation, cellular component: site of double-strand break. The transcript is spliced from 11 exons. The record is from RefSeq and is a predicted model, not a curated record.